AUGAAGAAAGUUGAUGUUGAGAGCUCUCUGAAUAAAGGGUCUCCAUCAUCUUCUCUUGAUCACAGUUCUGAUGUUUAUUCUAUAAAAUCAUCAUGUAAGGAUUUGAGAAUUACUAAGAGAUGUGCAGUUGGUGUUAAUUUGCAAGAAAUAAGCUUGAAAUCAGCCACAGUUAGGCCUUAUGUUCGAUCAAAAAUGCCUAGGCUUCGGUGGACACCUGAUCUUCAUCACAGCUUUGUGCAUGCAGUUGAAAGGCUUGGUGGAGAAGAUCGGGCUACUCCAAAGAUGGUUUUGCAAAUCAUGGAUGUGAAGGGCCUUACCAUAUCUCACGUAAAGAGCCAUCUUCAGAUGUAUAGGAGCAUGAAGCAUGAGCAGAUGAUCCAAGAAGCAGCUUCGGAAGCAAAGAAGAAUUUCAAGGAGCCCAAGAUGCAGAAUUCAAAUUAUUUGUCACAUACAAUGUGCUGCCAACAGAAUGGUCAGUUACAUGGCAAGGGAUUGGUCAAUAACAGUGUACUUCUCUACCAAGACCGUGGAAUUCAUAAUCCUGCUAAUGGACUUGCCCUAAAAAAUGCUAGCUUGCCAUCUGAAAGAAAAGAGAAGAAAGGGCUGUGGCUUGGGAAGAGAGUGAGUGAGCCAUUCUUAUAUGAAGAAAUAACAAGCAAGGGGUGCUGGGAGCAGAAACCUGAUAGUUACAUCAUCUUCAAGGAUCUACUCAAGAGCUGCAAUAGCAAAGAGACGAAUGACCAAGAUAAGAUGUCAGCAGCUGGUGCCAGAGGUUGCAAUAAAAGUCAUCAAAGUUUAGAAGAUUUAGCUGAGAUUGCAGAGAGAAUAGAUGGUGACAGAAUGUCUUUAUCCCUAGACUCAAAAUUUUCUGAGUCUUUUUUGAAGCUGAGGAAAGCAAAGAAUAGUUCAGAGGUGAAUGAUGUGUCUCUGGAGCUCACUCUUGCAUAA
Dovyalis caffra is the source of this 948-nucleotide messenger RNA. The record is from the annotation of a GenBank genome assembly. Lineage: Eukaryota; Viridiplantae; Streptophyta; Magnoliopsida; Malpighiales; Salicaceae.